AUGGCGGCCUGCCUCUCGAGUGGUCGCCUGGCCACCCAUGCCUUGGCAUGGGCCUUGGCCCUGGCUGCGCACGGGGAGUCACCAGCUAGCUGCCUUUCGACCUCUGCGGAGUACAGCUGCAUCGCCAACACGUCUUGUGGCAACGAGGCCAUGGCCACACAUCUUGGGCCAAUGUCCCUGGAGGCCUGCCUGGCAGCCUGCCAGGGAUUUCAGGACUGCCAGGUCAUCCAGUACCACUGCAACACUUUUUGCCUUCUGCUGCGCGACUGCGGCACCCAUGCAGACACCGCCUGUGGCGGCAGCCUGUACCUGCGAAACCUGGACCGCGCUCCCGGGACGGCCCUGACCACAGAGUCAGUGGACCUGAGCAAGUGCUACGAGGGCUAUGCUGGCGAUGGCCAGGUUCUGGAUGACUUCACCUGCACCGAGGCUUCGUACUGCGCGGACAAGGGCUGGGGCGUGAAGGACCACCACGGAAUGUCUCUGCUUCGCUGUUCGGCUCUCUGCCGCGCGACGAACUGCCAAGCAUUCCAGUUUGGUUGCAGCAACUCCUGCACACUCUUCCCGACCAUCACCGACUGCACCGUGAAAGGCCCCAGCACUUGCAGCAGCAUUUACUGGAGGCUGCACAACCGAAGCGAGACAGAAGUGAGCCUUGCCCUGGGGAGGACAGCUGCUUACAGCCCCCAGGCCUGUUCCUUCCAGGGCUGCUGGGUCUCAGCGCAGUGCCCCGCGAACUCAAGACCGGUGGCCUGCCAGACCGUCCCCCCGAACUCGGGCCACGGCGUCUACUCCACCGACCAGGGCUGCGCGGCCCAAGGCUCAGGUGAGGCGAUUCUGGCGGAGGCCAUCUGCAUGCAGGGCUUCAGCACAAGCUCGGUGCGCUCCGCCUGGGGCAUCGACAACAUGACGCUGAGCUGUCCCAGUGGCUUCCUGCCCGUCGCUUGCAACUGCCUCCAAAACAGCUGGUCCGUGGGCGAGCCGUGCACCGGGCUGAACGAAUUCCCGCCGACAUUUUCGGCUGAUGGACAUCUUGUUUGCACGCGCGACAUCGACUCAGGUCUGGGGGCCUUUGUCCGCAUGUCCUGGAACAUCGGUGCUCGUAUCAGCGCGAUUUGCCUCCCAACGACGGGCACGGUGCUGGAGUACUCGCUGUUCAACACCCGAGACAGUGCAGGAAGUGCCGCAGAGUCAGAGGCGCGCUACUGCGGCUGGGCCAAGACACACAUCCGAAAUGAUGUUGACUGCAGUGCCUGGAUGCGGAAUCCACUUCCAGAUGGAGGCUGUAAUAUGUCGGAGUGCCAAGGACUCGCGGACUGCGCGGAAGUCUGCACUGCUUGCAGCGUCUGCCAGGGCAUCUAUUUCUACUUGGGAUUGGGCAAUGUGGAUGAUGCAUCCUAUUCACAAAGUCCAGCUCGCUGCUACUUCCAGGGCGAUACCCUGAACAACAUCAACAUGGCUGUAGAAGGCUAUCCCUCGGUGGCAACCGCCUCCUCCCCAUGGGCCGUGUACGUCAACAGCCGAGAUGCCCGCUGUGGCCCGGAGCGCUUCCUGCGCGGAGUCAGCUUCUUUCAGGACAGCCUUUGCACUGAGCUGGUUGUGCCUUCGACACUGGUCGCCUCGGCAUACAAGGAUGGGACCAACUACACCCUCAGAGCUGGCUGGUGGAAGAUUCCAUCCAGAUUCGCUCCUAGGUCGUGCUCCUCCUGUCCCGCCAAGAGUCUCCGAGUCACCGCUGUCUUUGACCCUCCGGUGUCCGUGCUUUGUGCCAUCGUGGACAGCUCCGUGGACUUUGCCGCUGGCUGGACAUUGAGCCAGGGGAGCUCCAUUGACUCCGCCUUCGCGCAGUCUGUUUCGGGAUCCCUGGUUGCCUUCGGCAGUGCCCACAAAAGCAGGUCGGCUCCUGUGAUGGUGCGGGGAGCCACUGCCACUCUACGUGGCACCAUGCUGCUGGCAUGUGCCCUGAGCGUCUGCCCCAAAGACUCCAUCUACCUCCCGCAGCUCCUGGCGGGUGCGAUGGCGUCCGUCCUUGGACUCCGUCAGCACAUGAUCGACUUCCACGGCAGUCCGGUGAGAUCGGAAGACGAACGCCAAGUGGCUCAGUCGUACGCCUUCGUCAUGGUGGUCAAGAUUGUGGUGUCCACGCCGGCGGACGUGGGCUCCUACUUGAACGCUGCAGCGCUUCUCAAGCACAUGCGCUAUCACUUGGCCGUCCUCACAGAAGCACUCCAAGAGCUUCACUCCCUUCCCUUCACGGUCCAGCAGCUCAGCACCUUCACAGAGCACGUCUCUGUCCCCCAAGCUCUCCACGCCUUGCCAACCCUGCCGACUCCCCGGGCAUCGACGACGACGCCGAUCACUACGAGACCACUGCAGGAGUUGGCUGGUAGUCUUAACGACCUGGGCCACAGCGCGUACUUCAUCGCCUUUGUGGGACUUAUCGUCCCUAUCCUCGGCUUCAUCUGA
Molecule: messenger RNA, 2466 nt
Organism: Symbiodinium natans
Lineage: Eukaryota; Dinophyceae; Suessiales; Symbiodiniaceae
Source: the annotation of a GenBank genome assembly